Messenger RNA from Neocloeon triangulifer, 4621 nucleotides. RefSeq lists its product as uncharacterized. NCBI's taxonomy places the organism in Eukaryota, Metazoa, Arthropoda, Insecta, Ephemeroptera, Baetidae. Gene Ontology annotation, molecular function: protein kinase binding. Bases 313 to 3618 code for a protein of 1101 amino acids. The transcript has 11 exons. The record is from RefSeq and is a predicted model, not a curated record. Gene Ontology annotation, biological process: neuromuscular junction development; positive regulation of protein tyrosine kinase activity.
CUGUGUGACUGGAUCAGUGCUUGCCAGAGUGUGCCUAUUUCUGUAAAAAGAUUGGACUUUGCAAGAUGGUCGGCAGGUGUCGGGGGUUGCAAGACUAGGGUGCCGGGGGUGCGUGGCGCGCAGAUGCAGUCAUCGGAGGCGGCAAUCCGUCUGCCCUAUUCGUUGUGCUGUGUACGAUCGAGUCGCUCUGUGGCCACUCUCGGCAUGGAGUAGCAACGCGACGGACAUACUUUUGUGUCUCCUCGUGUAAAUUGUUUUCGUCCGUCGUUCAUCGGUGAAGUUUUAAGUGUUGGACACAAACAAUUUUUGGCGAUGAGCAACAACGAGUUCGGGUGCGCGACGCCGCAAGUGAUGCGGGCCAGCGGCCGUUUGGCCGCCUCGAACGAGCGGCUGUGCUCGUCCGAGCCAAGCUCGCUGUCCGGCUCGCCGGUACAUCAAGGCAGGUGGGCCUCGCCGGCCACCACGCUGCUCGUCGAGACCGAGUGGGAUGGCAAAGAAGUCACAGUCGUCGAUGGAUUCGUCAAGUUCAGGGACAACAAGAGGUGGAAGCAACGCUGGGGCGUCGUGACCAAGCUGUCUCCUGCUGCAGACUGCCUCCACCUCCAGCUCUACAGGGACUGCAAGGAUCGAUACAAGCAGGGACAGACCAAGGCCUCCCUUUCCCUCCAACACUUCCUUGGACUCGAAAGUGGCUUCACCCUGGACAAGGAGUCAAACACGGUGGCCAUCAUCUGCCAGGACCUGACCGUGGUGUUGGCCUUUGACACCAGGGAGCGACUCAUCCAGUGGCAGGUCAAGAUCGCCACGCACCUCGGCGAAGACCAACAGUUCCUCAUUCAGGUCAGCUCGGCACCACCCAAGUCCAAGGUCGUGCCUGGACCUGCCAGGUUGCACAUCCAAGAUCAUAAAUUCUGCCUCACCAACGGCGUCCCACCGCGCCUCCUCGGAGUCUGGGAAAUUGGACAUCUGAGACGUUAUGGGGUGGUGGACGGCAAAUUCUGCUUUGAGGGUGGUUCCCGUUGCUCUGCCAAGUGUGAGGGUCUGCACAUACUGGGCUGCGGACAGGCGUCCGAAGUGCACCAGGCGAUGCAGCUGGCCGCCCAGGGCAAACUGGCCACCAGAAGAAGGCCUCUGAGUCGCAAGAUGUCUGCCAUGGACAGUCCUCGCAAGAUGCUGCACUCUCGAACGGAAACUCGUGCCUCCGACCUGAGCAGCUGCGCCGAUUCGCUGAUGGGCAGCGACCUCCUGAGCAGAAGCAUUUGCGAGGCGCACAACAGCGCCACCAUGGAGGAUCUGACCGGUCGCCGCUCGCCGUGGUCGUCGGCCGAGUCGGCUCACACUGACCUUAUGGACAGCUGCAGUGACGCCACCUCAGUCGUCGCGGCCGACAUUGAGAUGGAGCGCCGCGGCGUUGCCAUGGAACGCUGCUCGUCGUGCAUCAGCAAACUCGGUGCCAUUUCUGUCAAAGGCGCUAAUUUCACACACACCUGGACGGUUGAUCAGCACAGCCAGAGCGCCUGUCUUCAGGACCGAACGUCCCUGUCUUCAGGGAGUAGCGGAAGCGGUGACUGUUGGUAUGACCGUCCCAGGGCCGUUCAGCCACCGCCAGUCAUCCCCCCAAAGAGCCCAAAACACGCAGCUGCAGCGCCUCCUGUAGUGAUGAACGGCAGGUGUCAAUGCUGCCCCCCAGAGCGGCCGCCCAAACCACAGUCGCCGCGGAGGGCUCCUCCACCCACACCGCGCCCUGGACAUGCUCAGCCGGUGCACUCGGCGGUUGACGAACACAACUAUGACGUUCCUCGCUCUUUCUUGCAUGCAAAAAUGCCUAUGGACUAUUAUGACACACCAAAGAAGCUGAGGGAGGUGAUAGGUGACUUUGGUAACUAUGACACGCCGCCGUGCGCCAAGUCCAUCGGCCGACCGGCCUGCAAUUGCCCUCAGCAGCAGCAGUUGUUCACGCAACAACCAAGGGCUGAGAGCCGCCUGUCUGCCAUUUCAGAGACUAAGUACAGCAAAAUAGAACUUGAGGAUGGCCGGCAGUACCUGCGAAGGCAGCACCCCGACAUGUGGGCCCAGCAGAACAAGCAGCAGGGAUGCGGUUUGCUUGGACAGCAGGCGAGUUGCCCAUGCCACAGGGUAGCCAUGGGCUGGACGGAGUUGCUGCCCUGCCGAAGAGGCUCGGGCGCCGAGGCCGACACAGGCGUGCCCAUUCACAAGGUCAGGCUGAAUGGCGAGGGCCGCAUGCCGGUGCGCGACCCCAGUGGUCAGCUGUCCGUGCUCUACGCCACCGUGGACAAGACGAAGAAGAAGAUGCGACCUCCGCCGUGUCCCAACUACGUCAAUGUUGAGGAGCUGCGUACGGGGGAGCAGCAACCUCUGGUGGGACAGCAGCCCACGGCCAAUUACGCCAACCUGGACUUUGCUCAUUCACUGGAGAACUACGAGAACGCCAAGGACAUCCUGCAGAGAGCCGGAAUCUCCAAGGAUGACCUUGAGCAGCAGAGGGAGCAGUACAUAAUGAUGGAGCCAAACAACGCAAGCACCAACAAGUUCCCAGGCUACCUGGCGAUGACGCCAGCAGCCAACUUAGGCAGGGCGUCCAGCAUUCCAGCGCUAUCCUCGCGGCCAGGACACCAGAUGAACUCGAGCUCUCCAGGAGCGGUAGACCUCAGGGCGCUGCAGAGAAAGCGGUCGAGCUCUGCGGACGCGUCCCGCUUCCUCUCCGACGACGAAGACAACGCCCUCGAGGACAACGACAACUCGCACAGCACUGAAACGGUGCAGGAGCGGCUCUCGGCAGAGGCGGCCCUUCGAGAAGAUUCCUCUCCGUCUGAGCUGCUGCACCUGUCUGACGCGUCCACCCUGACCGAGACGGACAGCGUUGAGAUCAAGUUGAUGACCUUGCCGCGAUCUAACGUGGAGGACGCCAAGGACCGACAGCCGGCGGCCGUGCACAUCCGCAGGUCCUCCUCGGUGCCAUGCAAAACUGCCGGACACAACAGAGACUCGUCCAGCUCGAACGACUCAGGCGUGUCCGCCGGCUCGCCCUACUUCCCUGACCUCGAGCCCAAGACAGUUUGCAUCCACUCGUCGCUGCCCAGGAGGUGCAGGUCCUCCGAACCCCUCAAAGACGUAAAGCAAUUGCCCAAAGCACCAAAGUCCUCCUCCGCAGAGGCUGAAGUUCCAAUCAGCAUUCAGCCUUCCAGAGGGAUGAACGGCAGGCCGGGAAUCUAUAAAGGAACAAAUGGGGACGCAAUCACUCCCGCGCCCUACCCCGACUCCCACAGCACCAGCAGCGGUACGUCUGACAUGUCCGACUACAUUGAGACGCUUUCCCUGUCCAGUCACAGCAGCUCUGACAUUCCAGACAGCAUGAGACUUGGACUGCUAAUUGGAAGACAAGCGACAACAACGCUGAGACCAAGAUCAGGUCGGGAAUACCAGAAAAUCGACAGGGCGUUCAUUGAGACCGAUUUGAAGGGAGCCGUGACGGAGAAAUCAGGGUCUGGAUUGAGAGGCCUGUCGCAGUACCCUGGAGCAGAUAAAUGUGAAUCGCCGUCGCCAGGAUACAUGAGCGGCUCGCCAGGGCAGGAAACCCAAAAUGGGCAACCGCACUAGCAAACUCCCAAGUGAUUUUAAAGAGGAAAUUUUGAAUAUGUACUGCGAGAAACAAAAGAAUGAUUUCCAUUUAAGACUUCAGCAGCGUGCAGACAACGAGAUGUGCAUUUAUUUAAGAAAAAACGCAUUAUUAUGUGGACCUACCUCGAGUGAAAACUGUACAUAUCCGGGCGAAAAUUUUUUAGUUCAAACUUGAAUAAUCAACAAAAAGUUUAUUUAAUUUGAUUAGUAGUAAGAAAUGCAGCUGACUGUACUUUUCCUCUUUCUUUUUUUAACUCGAAAUACAGACUUGAGCUUAAUACGAUGAGUAAAUUCAGCAGGAUGUUCUGCUCUAUAACUGUUAGUCAAAAGAACGAAUUGAGAAAAUAGGCCUACUAUGUAAGGGAGUAAUAGAUGAUAAGGUGUAUUUAUAUAUCUCUUCCAUACGAAUAAUAAUAAUUAACGCUCCCGCUGCUCUCUUGUACUUGAUCUUGGUGGAUGAUUUUUUUUGUGAUAGAGCUCAGUUUUCAUUAUUACAUCAUGUAAUAGUCCCACUAGUCAACCUCUUGUAUAAACUGGAAAACAAAACUUUUACUCAUCUUCUCACACUCUUUGCUCUAAUUACUGAACUCGUCAUUAACAAGAAUUAGUUUAACUCUGUUUUAUAUAACGAGCCAAAAUGAUUUUUCUCCUGGGGGUUUUGAAAAAAUACAAGAAAGAGUUUUUGCAAUUUUAUACCAUUUAAAUAAAAAAAGUUAUUUAUUACCACAGAGAGAAGAAUAAAACUCGUGUAUAGGUCUAUCUAUACAGUGCAUGUGUAUUUAACGAGACGAAUUCUAAAUCAUUGUAUACCACAACACACAAGCUCCUUAUAUGUAUGUGAGAAAAUGGUUUCCAUUGUUGUAAGAUCAAAUACCUGCGUAGAGGAUUAUGGGGGAAAAAGAAAUUGUUUUAUAAAAGACGCCAAUGUAAAAAAGGUAAAUAGGAAAAAAUCAUGUAUAAAAUGAGGAAUAAAUUUAUUGAA